This is a messenger RNA of Penicillium angulare, 225 nucleotides long. RefSeq lists its product as uncharacterized. The record is from RefSeq and is a predicted model, not a curated record. Bases 1 to 225 code for a protein of 74 amino acids. The transcript has a single exon. Lineage: Eukaryota; Fungi; Ascomycota; Eurotiomycetes; Eurotiales; Aspergillaceae.
AUGAAGCUCAGUGCCAUUCUUAUCGUGGUACUACUUGAGCCGAUGCUCGCGCAAGGUAUGGCUCGUCGGGACAAUUCAGCUGAGAAAACUGAUCUUGCUGAGCUUGAAGACGAUUACAAUGUUAACGCUAAUCUUGGUGAUAGUCCCUCAUACUUAGAUGAGAAUUUGAAGUCGCCGGAUGUUAAUUCUUUGACUCUUGAGAAGAAGAAUGAAGAGCGGCGGUGA